Molecule: messenger RNA, 861 nt
Organism: Homarus americanus (American lobster)
Lineage: Eukaryota; Metazoa; Arthropoda; Malacostraca; Decapoda; Nephropidae
Exons: 2
Coding region: 4-579 (191 amino acids)
Source: RefSeq, a predicted model, not a curated record
AAGAUGAUGUUGUUGUUGGUAGUGGUGGUGGUGGGUGUGGGUGUGGGUGUGGGUGUGUGUGAGCCAGCCAAGUACAGUGAACCAAGAUGUUACCCACACACACACUAUGUUACCAGUCAUCAAACACAGGUGAAACAGGUACCGGUCUACAGCACAGUGUACAAGAAGGAGUACGUACCCACCACGCUCUACAAGACUGUACAGAAGACCCUCUACAACACCAUCUACAAGACUGAGUACAUACCAAAGUAUAUCACUACCACCAACUACCAAACCCAAGUAAAGUACGCGACGGAUUACCAAACACAAUAUAAAACCAUCUACCAUACGAACCACGUCACCAAGACCGCGUAUGUGCCUAAGUACAUCACAGAGACGGCUUAUAACACCGUGUACAAGACAGAUAUACAGUACCAAACGGUGUACAAAACAGAAUACGUCCCGAAGUACAUUACCAAAACACAACUGCAGUACCAAACUAACUACAAAACGCAAAUAGUACCGCAGUACCGUACAGUAGUUAAUACCGUACACAGCUACAAGACACUAUGCCCAAAACCGUCCUAUCGUGGGUACUAAGUCACUGAUUGGUUGAUAAUUACUCGUCUCUUGGUGGUGAUUGGUUGAUUCCACUUGAUGACACUUGUAUUUUGAUGCUCACUGGAUGGCAACACCAGUAUCUCAAAGCUGAUUGGAUGAUGGGACUACUUAACUUGAUGGUGAUUGGUUGUUGAUGCUUGUAUUUUGAUGCUCACUGGAUGGCAACACCAGUUUGAUUUAACCCCAAGAGUAUGAUGAUUUAACCCCUUGAGUAUGAUGACUUAACCCCUUGAGUAUGAUGAUUUAACCCCUUGAGUAUGA